CCAUAUACAAAGUCCAAAUCGAUGCUUCAAGAAUCGCCAUGGCCGACGGAAGUCCGGAGAGCGUCAACCAAACUCCGCACAAAUUCUUCAACUUUUGCAUCAGGAAAGAAGGAAGAAAUCGUUCUCUCCCUAAUCGCUUCGUGGUUGUCUUCCAUCAGAUACCUCUAAUCUUGAUUGAUCUUUACUUCUUCUGUAAUCGUUCCCAUGGCGUUCUUUAUUUGUCGCAGGGUUUUGAUUUCUUUUCUUGUUUUGCUUCGAAAUCUUUCACCCUUGUUGAACCGAAAAGCUCGUUUCUUUUUUGCUGUUCUUUCCAUGUUUCGAGGCACAGGCGAUUCCCAUGCUUCGGUUUAGCUUACCGAGAUUAAAGAUCUCUUUGAUCGGGCAAUCUUGAGCCCUUGUAUCCUAAUUUGUCAAGCUUUGGAUAUUCUCCUGGCGUCUGGUUGGCCGAGAUUUUGUUAUGCGCUCGUUCGCUUGAACAUUCUUUAGGCGUUGGUUCAAUGGAAAUUGAGACCAAUCACUUGUCAUGGCUUCUGUUGACCUUUAGUUAGUGUUCCUAUUUGUUGAUGCUGGAUGCUUCCUCGUAAAUCUUGAAGUACUGCUUCGUGGCCUGUAGUCAGCCUUGAAAUCCAAGUCAGAGAUCGGCUAUUUAGAACGAACCCUAGAUAUGGAGGCAAAGUGUCCUGAGUGAUAUAACAUCCGAUUGUUCUUUGUUCAGUUUGCAACUAUACGAAAUAAUGUAUUCUCUCUUUUUAAAGAAACUGAUUAUAUUAAAACCAAAAGAUUUUUUGGUUGACAGUUUUGUAUUGGUUUCAUGAUUCCUUCCCAGAUGGAACCUAGUCAUCGACUCAUUACUAUGUAUGAGAUCAUGCGGCAAUGACUCUUAAUGAUUGUUGUAGUGAUGAAAUAUAUUAUGAAGUUGCAUGUUAAAAAACAUUGUUUCCUGAGUCACCGCAACAUUUGAUGAAUACCGAGUUUCUUUCAUGGAUUACAUUUAUUGUAUUUAAAAGCAUUGUUUUGAUUUAGUUAUAUAGUUUUUUAUGAUCCAGGAUCUCAUAAAAAAAUGCUCCCAUCCUGCCCUUUUUGUCAUAUAAGCGUUCCUUCAGCAGAGUUGGAGAGGCAUGCGAACAAUCAUUUUGUGGAGGAUGAACUUGAAAGCGACAUGGAAUUGGCUAUGCAAAUUGCACUAGCACCCCCAAGUCCUGAAUUAAUGGAUGAAACAACAAACGAUAGAGACCAGUAUGCUGCCCGUUCAGAAAGAUCUCCAGGACAGCAUGAUUCAGACUUCAAUCAUAAUCUUCCUAAUUCUAGGAAAGUUGAUGAUCAAGAAACGUCUUUGCUGAUUGGUUCACAAAUUAAAAGCCCCUUUUAUAAUGUCCAAGGUGGUCUCAUGGCCUUGAUUAGGCGAUGCUUGGAGUUAGAAAAUGGCAACGCAAUAACUAUUGUUUCUGGUCAUGUCGAUCACUACCAGAGUAAUGAAUCAGAAGAUAUUGGUUGGGGAUGUGGAUGGCGAAACAUUCAAAUGUUGAGUUCUCAUUUGUUGGGCCAAAGGCCAGAUGCAAGAGAUGCUAUGUUUGGUGGGUCAGGAUUUGUCCCUGAUAUUUUAUCACUUCAGAGGUGGCUGGAAGUUGCCUGGAAAAGAGGUUUUGAUACUUAUGGAUUUGAUUCUUUUGGUCAAAAGAUUUAUGGCUCCAAGAAAUGGAUUGGAACUACUGAAUGUGCUACAAUCCUCCGUUCCUUUGGGCUUCGAGCAAGAAUUGUAGAUUUUGACAGUAUGACUUCUAAACAGCCACUAAACCAUAGGAAUCCUGGAUGCAAAUUGGCUGGAAAACAGAGUCAUGGGCCAAUGGAUAAGUUUCUGCAGCGCACAAUGAAUGAAGAUUCUCAAGUAGGUCCAUCAGCCUGUGAUAAACACUUACCAGAAAAAGACUGUCAUCAUCAAGGCAAAAACCAAGGAAAAAUCUAUGGUCCGCAAGUCCUUGUUGAUUGGGUAUGGAAAUACUUUGCCUGUGAAUUCGAUAGCAGACUGGACGCUUCCAAGUCUGUUCUCAUCAGUGAGAAAACGCCCUUGUACCUCCAGCAUGAUGGACAUUCACGAACCAUUGUAGGGAUUCAAAUGCAAAAGGGAAAAUGUGCAUCAGAUCAUCAUUACUCGUUAUUGGUUUUAGACCCUGCUCAUAGAACAGCUGCCUUGGAAAGGUCUCUUGCCGAUAAUAAUGGCUGGCAGAAGCUGAUCAAAAGAGGAACCCACACACUGAAAAAGCCCCAAUAUCAGUUAUGUUAUGUUGAUCCUGGGAUUGCCCAUGGAGUGGAGAUGGAGCAGCUCAAGAUUAUUGACAGCAUAUUAGUUGAACUAUAAGAAAUCAGUGAAGGAAGGGGUGGAUGAGAUGAUCAAGUUGUUGGCCAACGAGCCCUCCGUGGGGCUUUUCUUUGUCGAACAGCACGCCCAAACCUCCAUGCCCUACCUCCUCGGCCUCAAGGUAUGUGUGUCUUCGUCUCCGCCACUACUUCCUCCAACCAUAAUCUGAAAUUUUCUGGCAUUAGCAAAUUGGAUUUCCUAGAAAACAAUGUUGUUGAAGGACGGGGAAUUGAGCCGGGUUAUUCCUUUCUUGAUUAGGUUUUCUUGAUUCCUACACCUAAAUGUUCAAAAAGGAGUUGUCAUGAUGUGCUUAGACAGAACGAUUACCAUAACAUUAUCGCAAGCUUUAGCUUGCAUGGCGAGGAUGUUUGGCAGUUGAAUCUUUUCGUUUUCAUUGUUCAUCUAUUGCAUUAUAUUUUUUCUCCAAGGUUUGGUGUGUGGUGCAGCUACUUAUCUUGCACUGAAUUCAUCAUUCUUUGAUCUGUGUUACUUCCUAGAACACUUUCUACGAGCAACAAAGUCAUAACAUCCUAGCCCAAAAUGAUUUCAGGUUUGUCCCUCGUGGGAUUGCUUAGAAGUUACUCUUUGGAGAUCUAUGUUGUGGAAGACAAUAAUUUGUUAGUGUUUUUUUUUUAGAGAAAGGAAAUUUAUGGAGGAAGACCUUCCAUCAUUGGAAUGGAACAGUAUAUUUAAUGAUGGUUUUUUGGCAUAGUAAGUGUCGUCCUCGUCUUCUUCUUUCUUUCUCUUCCUCAUAUGCUGUAUUGUUUUUUAUAUGUCAUUUAUUUCUUUCACCUUUAGUUGAAAAGUUUUGGGGACUGAAAAAUGUACACAGUUGUACUACUUAAAGCUCUUCUAGAGGAGACAAAGAUAGAACCUAUUCUGCAGAACAGGAUAGAUAACCAAGUGGCAAAAUCUGUCUUUGUUAACUUCAUGGCUUGUCAGUCAUGUGAUGUUACUUUUGAAAAAGCAGCAAGGUGGCAGAACCACUUGUUUGCUCAUAUUCAAAUUUUUUAUCCCCAAUCGGCCAAAUGUUGCAUUUUGUAUUCAAUUUGUUUGUAAUGAGUAGUUGAUUACUUGUAGGGAGGAGUCCAUCUAUAAGCAGGCAAACCAUAUUAUAAGAUUGUUUUUACUGUAAUGACUCUGGACAAGGAAUCAUUACAUGCUUUAUUUAAGGUCUAACCUUCCUGCUUUAAAGUAGGACAAGUCUUCCUACAGGCUUAUUCAUUUUUGUUGUUAUCUGUAACAAAUUAAAUAACCAUUUAUUUGUCAUCUUAUAGAAUUUAUUCUGUUUUUCACGUUCUCAGAGAUGAAUAUUUAUCUACAUUAACUUUGUUAUAUUUUGGAUAUUGAGAAAUCUCAACCACUAACCUUUUGGGUAUUGAAUAUAACUUUCUU
Molecule: messenger RNA, 3751 nt
Organism: Musa acuminata subsp. malaccensis (wild Malaysian banana)
Lineage: Eukaryota; Viridiplantae; Streptophyta; Magnoliopsida; Zingiberales; Musaceae
Source: RefSeq, a predicted model, not a curated record